ACCCCAGGCCUUCUCCCUUUGGCCCUCUUCAAACCUCGCUUUAUUUCAGCAGGUGAUGUCCGACAGAAUGAAAACAUCAGGGAUCUUUUGAAAGUUGCCUCCAACAGAGCCGAGCCCCAAAAGUCGGAAGAGGUGCGUCCACUGAGGAGGACAAGGAGAAACUACCUCACGGAUAAGUGUAAGAAAACCAUGGCUUCCCAAGCGGUGGGAUUCCAUAACGCUUCCCUCCCCGAAGAGAAACCGAACGAAAAGAGAAAAUACAAGUGCAACGUUUGCGGGAAGUUUUUCAGUUAUAAGUCGAGUCUGAAGAUACACCUGAGGAUCCACACUGGGGAGAAACCGUACAAGUGCCUGGAGUGCGGGAAGAGCUUUAUCCGUAGCGACCUCCUGACCUCCCAUCAAAGGAUCCACACAGGAGAGAAGCCCUACAGUUGCUCCUUUUGUGGCAAGAGUUUCUGCGACUUGUCCACGCUGAUCAAGCAUCGGAGGAUCCACACGGGGGAGAAGCCGUACGUCUGCGGGGAGUGCGGCAAGAGCUUCAGUCAGAAGGCGAUUCUGAAUUCCCACCUGAGGAUUCACACGGGGGAGAAACCCCAUAAAUGCGCCGAGUGCGGGAACAGCUUCAGCCGGAGCACAUACCUGACUUCCCAUCAGAGAGUUCACCUGGGGGAACGGAGGUAUCAAAACGCAGAUUGCAGCCUCCUGGACCAGCCCAAAUUGAUUCACCCCCCGAUGGUUCAUGUGGAGGAGAAGACCUAUAAACGCCUCGAAUACGGUCAGAAGUUGAAGCAGCACUCGCCGUGCUUGGCCCACCAGAAAAUGUACGCGUUGGGCAAAAGUAUCAGUGUUUUCGAAUGCGGAGACAAGAUUCAGUUGGAGGCUGUGGCUUGCGAGACUUCAGAGAAGCCGAGUAAUUAGCUGAUUAGCCACCGACCUGCUCGCCUAUGUCGGAGUUUUUCUCCUGGCAAUCAGAGAAAAUUUCCAGUCCAACUGGCAUUAAAGCAAUAUGUGGAACUGCUGCA
Molecule: messenger RNA, 1022 nt
Organism: Crotalus tigris (Tiger rattlesnake)
Lineage: Eukaryota; Metazoa; Chordata; Lepidosauria; Squamata; Viperidae
Product: gastrula zinc finger protein XlCGF49.1-like
Exons: 1
Coding region: 190-918 (242 amino acids)
Biological process (GO): regulation of transcription by RNA polymerase II
Molecular function (GO): RNA polymerase II cis-regulatory region sequence-specific DNA binding; DNA-binding transcription factor activity, RNA polymerase II-specific
Source: RefSeq, a predicted model, not a curated record